Molecule: messenger RNA, 2846 nt
Organism: Haliotis rufescens (red abalone)
Lineage: Eukaryota; Metazoa; Mollusca; Gastropoda; Lepetellida; Haliotidae
Product: glutamate receptor ionotropic, kainate glr-3-like
Exons: 7
Coding region: 1389-2612 (407 amino acids)
Cellular component (GO): membrane
Molecular function (GO): glutamate-gated receptor activity
Source: RefSeq, a predicted model, not a curated record
UCGCUUGCGAAAACAUUGACGUCCUCAUUACCGAAAACAACAUCGUUGAUCUAUGACUUCAUCAAUCUUGGCAUACAAACUGUCUUGUAUGUUAUCUACCACAAUCUUCAACCACGCAUUAACACCGUGCUUCUUUGUGCCGACUCGAGGACAUGCUGGAGAUUCCUGGACGAGGCUGCACGCUACGAUUUGAAGUCCAACAGAACAACAGACUUUCGACAUCACUCCAAGUGGAUUGUUCUUGGUCACAAGGAUACUAGGAUUGACACCUUUAACCCGUCUGAUUAUCUCGAGAAUGUGGCAUUCUUUCAGUUUAAGGCAAGGCUGGCAAUUUUAUAACAUGUCUAACCAUAAUAUACUAAUCCAGUAUUGAUAUAGGGUAUUUUUUUAUACAUAACAUUAUUCGUGAAUAUGACUUAAAGUAAAACCAGAAAGGCUUAAGUCUAUCAGUAUCCAUGUCUACCGUUUUGUUUACACAUAAAAGCAAUAUGGAAUAUGUACAUACAGGGUUGCUAUGCGCCAUUAUUGACAUCAUGGGUCUUAAUGGCAUAUCAAUGUAUAUUGAAAUUACACAAUGAAGUUGCAUGGCAUUGGUUUCCGUCUGUGGUGUAACGGUACAUUUAAAUAGUUUAAGUCAUGUUCUUUACAUUUCACAUAAGGCAAUAUCAAAUCUGACAUUGGGUACACUGCACAUAUGUUUACAAUGCAAACCUGCCCAUGCGUGUGGCAUGAUUAUGUAACAUCAUCCUUGCGUAUGUAAUUCGUGGUGUCAAGGGAAUAACUUCUCAUAUUUACAAUUAUAUAUCCUACGCACUGUUAUAUAGAACCAAAUUUGUUAAUAUAGUUAAAAUUGUGUGCAACAUCGCUGUCACAUGUACUAUAGGCCUGGGACCUCUUAAGUGCUUGAAUUAAGAUUGAUUGAUUGAUGUGAUAUUUACAAUUACUUCGUGUAUGCUGCUUGACAUUUAAGGAUUCAAGAUGUGAACGGGUUUAUGUAUACACGAUUCAUAACACCAUGGGAGAACACAGAUUCCUAGAUGUAUCAACUCUGUCAUACACAGAGACGAGUCUGUUUCCCAACAUGAAAUAUGGAUACAACAACAGAACAUUGGUUGUUUCAACCUUACCGGUAAGCCUAUCGUUUGCUUGGGCUGUGCAAAACGAUUAUGUAUGAUAAGUAUUAAUCAAUUUACUAGGAUUGAUAGCGUAGAUCCCCGUGAAAAUCGGGUGGAUACAAUGUGCUGCGGCGAAAUAGCUUUCACUCACUUUCUGGAUCGGUUUCCCCUUUUGUAUAUAUUUAUUUUUAAUUUAUAGACACCCUUUCAACCAAAUCUUUCCUUCUGUUCAUAUACUAAUGGAUAUCCUUGUAGUCUCUAGGAAAUCUGGAGAUGGAAGUAGUGGGGACAAGGGUUUCCAUUUCCGGACCUAUAUCCGACAUUCUUCAAACUUUGGCAAAGACACUAAAUUUCAGCUACGUCAUCAGACCCCCAGCUGACAAGCAAUGGGGCGUUGAGGUCGAUGGGUUAUGGGACGGCAUGGUAGGACAACUACAGAGAAGAGAUGUUGACUUUGUAGCAGCCGACUUAAGUGUCCACGAAGACAGAACUGCUGUCAUGGACUUCAUCAUGCCUCCAAUAAUGUAUAGCUACGUUGAAGUGAUGUACAAGAAGGUUGACGACGAUGUCGAUCAGUGGCUGCUCCUGGCUAAACCAUUUAAGCUUGAAGUAUUUCUCCUUAUCUUUGCAUGUGGAAUACUGUUUUCAAUUCUCUACAGACUUACUCAAAGUGGAUCUAAAUUUGAAAUAUCGAACUGUCGUUAUUGGUAUGAAAUGCUGUGGUUCACAAUCUCAACUAUACUGAAGCAAGACAAGCCAGAUUGUGAGAAGAGACAGGCGCCGACGUCCUACGGAAGUAAACUGCUUCUUGGGUUCUGGUUGUUGUUCUUGGUUGUCAUUGUCUCGAUCUAUUCGGCUAACUUCGUAGCAGCAAUAUCAGUCAAGAGACAGAAGCCACCAUUUGCAAACCUAAUGGAACUGGUAGAGAGGGAGGACUACACUCUGGGAAUGCCCAUCGAGGGUGUGAAUUAUGAACUAUUUAAGACCUCGCCCAGAGAGGAUGUACGAAAAGCCUGGACAAGAAUGAAGAAAGAAAAUGAAACAAACCCUUUCAUAAUGUCCACUGAUUACGAUGCACAUGCAAGAAAAGCUGAGACAGGCAAACACGCCGUCUUUAUGUAUACUAGCCAAAUUCGGAUAUACAAACAGGAGGACUGCAGACUAGCAUCUCUUGAAGAAAAAGUCAGCUGGCAACAGAGCGCAUUCGGCGUACCCUUGCAGUCGCCAUUGAAACAUGAUCUGGAGCAUGUCAUGUCAUUCCUUGUCCAGGCAGGAAUUAUACAGAACAUCAUCAACAGUCGGGACCGGUUCCCAGGCCAAAAUAACAAGACUUGCAUACAUGGCGACACGGUCAAGGCAAUAGUAAUUACAGAUUUACUUGGAUGUAUCGUCGUCGUUGGCGCAUUCGUUGGACUAUCUUUACUUGCAUUAGUUUUUGAGUUAAUGUUCUAUAGACUGCCACGAUUUCGUAACACAAAGGCUGAUUUUAUUUCAUAAGCUACUCAAUGGUUUACUUAGUUCACAGAUGCUAUCCAACAGCAUGGUAGAAAUGCAAAUCAAGAAAAUAACAUCUGUUGGUUAAACUCAUCUUUAAAAAGCCUAUGCACACAUGCAUGAAUAUAAGCGUUUUGAAUGUGUUCGAAGUCUUUUCACAUUCAUCAGAAAUCUCUGCUUAACGCAGAAUCGAUUAUUCGAUUCCGACAAUAUCACGAGCAUGUGUUUAGGAAUCGA